Brienomyrus brachyistius is the source of this 4656-nucleotide messenger RNA. Its product is annotated as F-box-like/WD repeat-containing protein TBL1XR1. The record is from RefSeq and is a predicted model, not a curated record. Bases 512 to 2068 code for a protein of 518 amino acids. Gene Ontology annotation, cellular component: histone deacetylase complex. Gene Ontology annotation, biological process: regulation of transcription by RNA polymerase II. The transcript has 17 exons. Gene Ontology annotation, molecular function: protein binding; transcription corepressor activity. NCBI's taxonomy places the organism in Eukaryota, Metazoa, Chordata, Actinopteri, Osteoglossiformes, Mormyridae.
CCCUUCUGUGUUUGAGUGUCUGAAGCCGUUGGCUGCUCCUGAACCGUUUGGCUCUUUCUCUACUUGCUAACAGCCUUACAAUGUUCCUCAAUUUCUCCUCUAUAUCUAUUUUGUAGCUCCUUUUUUAAAAUUAUUAUUAAUUUUUUUGAAGAAGCUACGAAUUAUCUCUGAACAACGCCGCGCUUAUCUGGGAAUUUAAAUACCGGUCCAGCGCCAUCAACUGGGGUUCAUAACGCGUUAUUUGCUUUCAUGUUAAAAAAAUAGUUGAGGAGGAAAUUCCACACAAGCGACAGCGAAGAAGACACCCCUGGUGUGAUCGGGAUUUUAAAGCUGAAGAAAGGUACUGUGUAGUACCAUAAGGUUGUCAGUGAACAACUCAGCAACGCUUGGUCACAUGGUACUUACGCACUGGGAUGGUACUCUUUUAAAAUCUUCGUUUUGUGAAAACUUCAGAGGAAAUACUGUGGCUUGUGUCCUCUGUGCUGACCUCAUGGUUUAACCAGGAAUAAAGAUGAGCAUAAGCAGUGAUGAGGUCAACUUCCUGGUGUACAGAUACCUGCAGGAGUCAGGGUUUUCCCAUUCAGCUUUCACAUUCGGCAUAGAGAGCCACAUCAGCCAGUCAAACAUAAACGGCGCCCUGGUGCCCCCUGCUGCUCUCAUCUCUAUCAUACAGAAGGGUCUGCAGUAUGUGGAGGCAGAAGUCAGCAUCAAUGAGGAUGGCACGUUGUUUGACGGACGGCCCAUCGAGUCGCUGUCCCUGAUCGACGCAGUGAUGCCCGACGUGGUGCAGACGCGCCAGCAGGCCUACCGGGACAAGCUCGCGCAGCAGCAAGCGGCCGCCGCAGCCCCCGCCGCUUGCACGGCCAGCAACUCCGCCAGCGCCGCCAGCAGCACGAAGAACGGCGAGAACACGGCCAACGGCGAGGAGAACGGCGCUCACGCCCUGGCCAACAACCACGCGGACAUGAUGGAGGUGGACGGGGAUGUGGAGAUCCCCCAGAACAAGGCCAUGGUGCUCCGCGGUCAUGAGUCGGAGGUGUUCAUCUGCGCCUGGAACCCAGUCAGCGACCUGCUCGCCUCAGGGUCGGGUGACUCCACGGCUCGCAUCUGGAACCUGAGUGAAAACAGCACUAGCGGCUCCACGCAGCUCGUACUCCGCCACUGCAUACGGGAGGGAGGGCAGGACGUGCCCAGCAACAAAGACGUAACCUCACUAGACUGGAAUAGUGAAGGCACUCUACUAGCUACCGGCUCCUAUGAUGGAUUCGCCCGGAUAUGGACUAAAGACGGUAACCUUGCCAGUACCCUGGGUCAGCACAAAGGUCCUAUAUUUGCUUUGAAGUGGAAUAAAAAAGGAAAUUUCAUCCUCAGCGCUGGCGUGGAUAAGACCACGAUCAUCUGGGAUGCACACACAGGAGAAGCCAAGCAGCAGUUUCCUUUCCAUUCAGCCCCGGCACUCGAUGUGGACUGGCAGAGUAACAACACCUUUGCAUCCUGCAGUACGGACAUGUGCAUCCACGUCUGCAAAUUGGGCCAGGACAGACCGGUCAAGACAUUCCAAGGACACACGAAUGAAGUCAAUGCCAUCAAGUGGGAUCCAACUGGCAAUUUGUUGGCCUCCUGUUCUGAUGACAUGACCCUAAAGAUCUGGAGCAUGAAGCAGGACACCUGUGUGCACGAUCUGCAAGCCCACAGCAAAGAGAUCUAUACCAUCAAAUGGAGCCCCACGGGGCCUGGCACCAGCAACCCCAGCGCCAACCUCAUGCUCGCCAGUGCCUCCUUCGACUCCACUGUCCGCCUGUGGGACGUGGACCGGGGCAUCUGCAUCCACACGCUCACCAAGCACCAGGAGCCUGUCUACAGCGUGGCAUUCAGCCCUGACGGGCGCUUCUUGGCCAGUGGCUCCUUCGACAAGUGUGUCCACAUCUGGAACACACAGACAGGCGCUUUAGUCCAUAGCUACAGGGGAACAGGGGGCAUCUUUGAAGUUUGCUGGAAUGCAGCAGGUGACAAAGUAGGAGCAAGUGCAUCAGAUGGAUCUGUUUGUGUAUUAGACCUGCGGAAAUAACGCUACCAGUUGGAAGCCAUGGACCGACUAUGAAUGUGUACAUAGCCAAAAUGACUCUCCCUGCCACAUGUACCGCUCCAGUCCCUACUGAAUCCAUGGUAACCCACUACAGCCAAACCGAGCUCCCCAACACCGCAGACCCGAGCAAGUGGAAGGUGGGGCCCCUCUCAGAGCAGGGGGUUCUCGCAGGCGUACAUGAAAAGGGACUUCUGUAAGUGACACAGAAAAAAAAAGAAAAUCAAAAAAAGGCAAGGACCCGUAUAUGUACCAAAAUUUUCAACUUUUCUUUUUGUUAUUUCAACCAGAAUCAACGUGCGGGGGAGGGGAGAAAAACUAUUUUUGUUGGUAGAUCAGUUUGUGUGUGAGACAUAUCAGCUUUCUUCAUUCUACAGUUUCCUUUCUUUCGUUCCAUUUUUUGAACGUUUAACAGUUUUAGGUUACAGUUGCAUGAAACGGAGUCGGUAAUUGGCGCAACUCUGUCAGUUUCUUUUAUACCGAAACAGAAAACAGUUAUAUAAAAAAAAGAGCUGUCUUUGAUACUGUACGUUUUGUGGUUCAAAAAUAUUGUGGGGGACUGAUGCAUUGAAUUUCAAUUUCACUUUUCCUUAUUUUUCAAAUGUAGUUUUGAUGUUAUGGUUUUACUGGUGAUCUAAAUGCAGUAGUUUUCUUUUCUUUUUCUUUUUAAAGGGGACAUUUACUCUGCCUGAUUUAAAGGGUUACAAAGCAAGAUGGGCACAAAAGGGAAAACGAUGCUCUAUGCAUUAUUUUGCUUUAAGAACCAUCAUCAUGGUUUGGAUUGUGCACUAUUGAUAGAGCAACAUUAUUAAAAACAAAAAAUAAUUCAUAGAUCUUUCUGGACAAAGGUUUACUGCUGUAACUGUUACAAGAAGCCACCAUUCAUUAGUAAACUGCAGAUUUGCUUUCCCUUUUUUUUUUUUGUCAGUGAGCAACUAGGUUGCAGUAUUAAUGACUGAUUCUAUGUGUAGCUUCUGGAGAGACGUUCACAAGAUGAAGUCGAAUCGAUGUGAUUCUGUCGUACAGCAGGCUAAGGUCCCUGUACAAAGAGAUCACUGCAAAAGGGAAGACUUGCUGUAAGCUUCCAUUUUUAUGAAUGACACAGUAGGAAUUUUGCUUAGGUCAUAUUGUAACAGUGUUUUUUUCCCCCUCAUACUUUAAAGGGUUUUAGGUAAUUGUGUGCAGAAAAGACAUAAAAGGUAAUCAGCCCCAACCCACUCUUGCUUAUCUGUCUGCAUCUUGGCUUUUUUAACUCUAUUACUAGUCGUUUUAUUUAUUUUUUCAGCAUAGAUUUUGCAUUCUGCUUAUUUUCUUACCACUUAGAAACACAAUCUCCCUAAACAAACGAAACUUCGCCAUUGUAUCUGCGUAGGAUUUCUGUCAGCGGUUGCACUCACACAUGUUAACUAUAAAAAUUGAAGCUUAAAGCAAGUCUGGGUGUUGGGCAGGGAAUCUGAGACGUCCGAUAAAUACGACAUGGAGAAAUGUUGUAACUGUAUAAUGUAUGUCUGUGUAAUUACAGGGAAUUAUUUUAUAUACUACUCAUAUGUAAGGAUAGUUUAUAAAUUCAAUCAGUAUUACAGUUAAAACCACACUUAACAGUAUGAGAGAUAAUUACUGUAUGCAUCACAUGGGCAGAGUCUCUGCCUUUAAAUAGCAUAUUUAGUUCUGCUUUAUAAAAUACCAUUAGACUGUCAUAGCAAAACAGGACCACUUAUUUCCCAUGUCUGUGCUUGAAAUUCAGUAGCAGAUUAAUGCUUCAUUCCUGUCCUUAUAGACUAGAAUGUGAAAAGACUAAGGGAGUAAAAGCCAAUUUAAUUUAAUUUUCAGCAACUUGAGCUUCUGCAGUUAUCCCAGUGCCCGUAUUUGUUAAAGAAAUAGGAUAUUGGAUUUGGUAUGUUGGCUUUGUGGAUGUGCGUUUAUUGCACUGAACGCAGCCAAACCCCUUGGAAUUCAAAGUACUGUAUCAUAGUGUAAAUGGAUAUAGAAAAUCACUCUUUUUUAAGCCUUAUGUAAAUUUUUUGUUUACAAUAUUGCUUUAUUUACGAUCGUAAAUUUUAUACAGAGUUUACUAUUUGAAUUUUUCUUUAAUUGUGUGAAUCUUAGUAGAUUAUACCAUCUGGACAGUUUAUUAUACAGUCUAUGACCGUGGAAUGGUAUUUUAUAACAUCUUGUUUUAAAAGAAGUGUGCUUUUUACAAUGGAGUCAAUUGUUUUGCUUCCAUUCUUCAUGCUAACCGUAAUCGUACCCUUACUAUAUGUACGGCCCUGAAGGUUUUGUACUCUUUGGAAACUUUUGUAAUUCUGAAUAAUUUGUAGCUGUUCACGCAAAAAGAGAAAUAACCCGGAGCGAAAACGUGGUGUACCGUACCAUCCCGGAUCGUGUAAAUACCACCGUCUUAAGGGUUCGGGUCCCGGCCCAUGUCAUCAUUGCCCACACCCUCCCUUCUAUUUUCUCUGACUAAAUUGCUUUUUUUUUUGUUGCAUAUUCCAUUUGCAUUGUGUCGAUCUGACCCUUGUAAUUUGAAUCAGAUCUGAAAAAGAAAGUCCAGAAUAAAAUAUAUUUUGAUAUUA